Molecule: messenger RNA, 753 nt
Organism: Aspergillus wentii DTO 134E9
Lineage: Eukaryota; Fungi; Ascomycota; Eurotiomycetes; Eurotiales; Aspergillaceae
Product: chitin deacetylase CDA4
Exons: 1
Coding region: 1-753 (250 amino acids)
Biological process (GO): carbohydrate metabolic process
Cellular component (GO): membrane
Molecular function (GO): hydrolase activity, acting on carbon-nitrogen (but not peptide) bonds
Source: RefSeq, a predicted model, not a curated record
AUGAUCAUCCCCAUCCUCACCUCCUUCUGCCUCCUCGUCCCCCUCUACUGCAUCUACAAACCCCCCGCCCUCUUAAUCCGCUAUUUCCAACAUCGCUGGCCCGACGUCCUCUUCCACGUCCCUCUCCCUUCUUCUUCUUCUUCUCCUAAAAAACUCGUCGCCCUCACUAUCGACGACGGUCCCUCCGCUUACACAGCCGAUAUCCUCCAUCUCCUCCAAUCGCACGAUGCAACCGCGACCUUCUUCCUGAUCGGCUCCCAAAUCCCCGGCUACGAAGCUAUUCUCCGCGAUCUCGUCCGCGCCCGCAACGAACUCGCCAACCAUGCCAUGCACGACGAGCCAUCGCGCGCAUUGAGCGACGCCGUGCUCACAGAGCAGAUCGCCGCUGUCCAGGCGAAGAUCGAAGAGGCGUACAAGUCAGCGGGCGACGAGACAGAAGGACGACCGCGCAAUUGGCUGUUUCGGCCUGGGUCGGGGUUUUUCAGUGAGAGGAUGAGGAAGGUUGUGGCGCGGUUGGGGUAUCGGUUGGUGCUGGGGAAUGUGUAUCCGCAUGAUCCGCAAGUGCCGUUUUGGAGGUUGAAUGCUAGUCAUAUUCUCAGUAUGGUUAAGCCGGGGAGUAUUAUUGUCUGUCAUGAUCGGAGAGAGUGGACGGUGCCUAUGCUGCAAAGGGUGUUGCCGGAGUUGAAGCGUAGAGGUUAUCAGGUUGUUACGGUUACGGAAUUAUUGGAGGCUGGUUCUUCUUCUGCAAGGUGA